AUGCCCGCCUCCUCUUACCCUCGCCAACUCCAAUCUAUCCCGCCACCAGCACCCCCGCGCGCGUCCUCCCACGGACGCUACCCACUUACGGACGCCAUUCAUCACAAUCAGUACCAGCCGCAGCAGGCGGCACAGGACACCCUCUACAAGCGAGCCCCCCAGCAGCAUGACGUCCCGCCACCCGUGCCGGAGAAACAACCACAGCAGCAACAGAACGUACCGGCGUCACCUCCUCUCCCUAGGCAGAAUGCGAAAGUUCAGCCGCCUUCACCUCCUCAUGUGAUUCGCGACAAGUCGAGGGCGAUGAACUUCAAGAGAGUCGGGUUUCUUGGCGAGGGAGGGUUCGCCAGAGUUUACGAGGUGCAAGACUCGCUUGGUAGCCAUCACGCCUGCAAAGUCGUCACGAAGGAUUCUUUGAAAACCAAGAAAGCGAAAACCAAACUCUAUGCCGAAAUCAAGAUUCACCGCUCCCUUGAGCACCCGAACAUUGUCAAGUUUAACGAGUGUUUCGAAGACGACGCGAACGUCUACAUGACUCUCGGCCUCUGUACCUCUGGCUCCCUCAUGGACAUGCUCCGCCGCCGACGCAAAUUCUCCGAGCCCGAAUCUCGCUUCUUCAUGAUCCAACUGAUUGGUGCCUGUCACUACAUGCACGAGCACCAGGUCAUCCACCGUGACCUGAAGCUCGGCAAUCUCUUCCUUGACGGGAACAUGAACGUCAAGGUGGGAGACUUUGGGCUCGCGGCGUUGAUCGAGAAUCCGGGUGAGAGGAAGAAGACGAUUUGUGGAACGCCGAAUUAUAUUGCGCCGGAGGUGCUGUUCGACGUGGCGAAUGGACACAGUUUCGAGGUGGACACUUGGUCUAUCGGUGUCAUUCUCUAUACGCUCGUCGUUGGAAAGCCUCCGUUCCAGACGAAGGACGUCAAGACUAUCUACAAACGUAUCCGCGACAAUGAAUACGAAUUCCCGCCCGAGUCCACCGUCUCCAGCGACGUCCGUUCCCUCGUCCAAGCCAUCCUCACCCCCGACCCCUCCGAACGUCCUCCCCUCCUCGACAUCGCCGACGACACCUGGUUCACCAACGGUCUCGUACCCGGCUACAUCCCCAACUCCGCACGAGAAAUCAAACCCGACUUCUCCAACAUCACACGCUCCGCCUCGCGCCAGAAUCUCGCCCGAGUCCGCAAAGCCGCCUUGCUCGACGAGGAAGAACCGGCGCCCAUCGCGCUCCCGGGUUCCAUGAUGCGGAGUCAGGCGAGUUCGACGGCGUCGUUGCAGUAUCAGUAUAGUCAAGGCUACGGCGGAAGUGGACGAUCCGCUGCGUCGUCGCAGGCACAACAGCAACAACAGCAAACCCAGCCGAUGUCGUCCUCCCUCGCUCAGCAAGAAAAGGAAUUCCAAAAAGCCGUCCAGCCAGGAUCACCCAUCUCCGCCCUUCUGUCUUCCGCGCGUCAACCUCUGCUCGUCGCGCCCGCUAACGCACCACAGCGUGAGACUUCGCUGUUUAGGAAGUUGCAGGCUGCGAAGAAGGAGCAGCAUCAGAGGCAGCGGUCGGAUUCGCCUGUGAGGGGGGCGAGGUUGCCGGGGAUUGGGGAGGAGGCGGAGGAGGAUGGGGGUGUGGGUGUGAGGAAUAAGGAGUUGGAGAGUCAGAAGGCACGUAUCGUGGCGCAGAUGGCGCCGCCGGCUGUGCCGACGACGGCUACGAGUAGCGCGGCGGGGAGCGUUAAUGGGGAUAGAGAGCGGGAGUUGGAGAGGGAGAUGGAGCUGGAGAGGGAGAUGAUGAUGAUGCAGAAGGAGAGAGGGAGGGAGAAUAGGCCGCCUGUUGGGGAGAAGCGGAGGGAGAGGGUGGAGAGAGAGAUGAGGGAGGCGAGGCUUCGCGAGGAGAAGGAGCGGGAGAUGGAGCUUGAGAGACAACGUGAGCGGGCACUGGAGAAGCAACGCGAGCGGGAAUUGGAGAAGCAGCGCGAGCGGGAAUUGGAGAAGCAACGCGAGCGUGAGCUGGAGAAGCAACGGCUACGCGAGCUAGAGAAGCAACGGGUGCGCGAACUGGAGAGGCAACGGGAGCGUGAGCUGGAGGAACAACGAGAGCGCGAGCAGGAGGAACGGCUGGAGAGGCAACGUGAGCGUGAGCUCGAGAGACAACGCGAACGUGACCUCGAGCGAGCCAAGGGCAAGCAGAGAGCUCGGGAACGGGAGGAGGUUCCACCGAGUGUUCCUCCUAAGGUCAAUACUUUCGACGCCGCUGCGCAGACGCUCAGCAUGGCUUUGGAGGCUCAGGCGAGGGGAAGGGUCUUCAGGGAUCCGAGGGAGGACUCGGAGAUCCCGGAAGAGAAGGUGUUCAUUGUUUCUUGGGUGGAUUAUUGUAAUAAGUAUGGGAUGGGGUAUGCGUUGACGGAUGGGACGGUGGGCGUGCAUUUCAAUGAUAGCACGUCGAUCGCGUUGGCGCCAGACAAGCACCACUUCGACUACAUCUCUGCCCGCCGGAAUGGGACCGUUUACGUCCGCAAACCCUACACUGUAUCCGAGUACCCCGAGGAGAUGAAGAACAAGGUAUAUCUCCUCAAACACUUCGAGAGGUACAUCAUGGACAAAUUGUAUGGCGAGCACAACUACACGUUCGAGGAUAUCGAGAGGACAAAGGGGAUGCACUUCGUCCAGAAGUACCUGAGGAUGAAGAAUUUGAUCGUGUUCAAGAUGAGCCAUGAUGCGAUUCAGUUCAACUUCCACGAUCACUCUAAGAUCGUGUUCUCCUCCUGCGGCCUGCGCAUCACUCACAUCGACAAGAACUACGUCAUGACCCGCUGGACCCUCGCAGAGAUCAUGGCCAAAUCCCUCUUACCUCCCGUUACGGACCCAGCGAUGGCGAAGUUGCACCAGCGGAUGAUGGACAAGAUCAAGUACUGCAAGGAGGUGUUGAUGAGUAUCAAGAAUGCGGCGGCUCAGGGAGCCGGUUCGGACGUCGGGGGUGCGGAGAGGGGAGGCCCAAGGGAUGUGGAGAUGGCGUUGGGCGUAAAUUUGGGUGAUUUUGGAGGGGAUAUGCCGACGAUUAGUGCGAAGGGGAGUAAGAGCUCGUUGAGGUAGUGGGGGAAUGGUAUAUCUGUGUGAUAUGUUGGAUUUGUCUUCCCUCGUUCUCCGCCGUCUCUGCACUUGUCGCCGUUUUCCCCUCUUUUUUUGUUCUGUUCUCUUACGUCCAAGCCCAUUCUUCACCCUCACACGCUUUCUUAGGACCUUUACACGAGCCCUCCGUCACGAUCAUCUAUCCUUCUCUCACUUUCUCAUGUUGUCUCAUCGCAAUCACCGCCAUCGCACCCAACCCAUGAACUCUCUUCGAGCUCUCCACCCGCACUGCAACAGUGAUACCCCUCAACGUCUUUCUUCCCUUGUUUU
Messenger RNA from Stereum hirsutum FP-91666 SS1, 3387 nucleotides. RefSeq names its product Pkinase-domain-containing protein. Bases 1 to 3081 code for a protein of 1026 amino acids. NCBI's taxonomy places the organism in Eukaryota, Fungi, Basidiomycota, Agaricomycetes, Russulales, Stereaceae. Gene Ontology annotation, cellular component: spindle pole; spindle pole body; cytoplasm. The record is from RefSeq and is a predicted model, not a curated record. Gene Ontology annotation, molecular function: ATP binding; protein kinase activity; protein binding. The transcript has 6 exons. Gene Ontology annotation, biological process: protein phosphorylation; regulation of protein localization to mitotic spindle pole body; mitotic cell cycle.